AAAAAAAAUAGUUUGAGUUUUUUGCUUGUUUACGUAUUUUUAAAUUUGACGUUAUAUAAUUUGUGUUUGAGGUUAUGUUUUAAGUCCAGACAGGUUAUCAAAAACAUGCAAUGAUAAAACUGUAUAGUUCUACGUUAAAAAAACUCUUAAAUAAGUGGCCUGGAAAGAAAUAUUUAGGCGAAUACCGAUUUUUACCCCUGUUUUUCUUAUUAGGUGCUAGCUUAGAGUUUUCUAUGAUAAAUUGGAGAGUGGGACAAACUAAUUUCUAUUCAACUUAUAAAAGAAGACAAGCAAAAAAUAUUGUUGAACACGAAUUACACAGUUAAUAUUCUUCAGAAAUGC
Messenger RNA from Onthophagus taurus, 342 nucleotides. It is a transcript of the gene sloth1, whose product is annotated as sloth 1. Lineage: Eukaryota; Metazoa; Arthropoda; Insecta; Coleoptera; Scarabaeidae. The record is from RefSeq and is a predicted model, not a curated record.